AUGCAUGUCUCAAACAACUCCUCCAUCGGUGCAUAUGCGAACAUAUCGGACCUCCGUAUGACAGUCUCCUGUCCACCGGAGACGUUCGAGGAUACUGUACCGGUGAAACAAAUCAAAAAGGAGAUUUCAUUUCGGAUAGAGAGGCCUGAGAGGCCUGGUGAGACCUCUUCCCACCACGGCUCAAAACGAAGUUCCGUCUCCUACUCCGGUGAUGAAGAGUACGAUGACUUUCCGGAAGACGACAUUGCCACCAGAAACCAACGGAUAUCUGAAAAUUUGGAAAGAUUCGAGCAACGACCCGCCUCCACGUCGAAAUCUCAGAAUACUGUACAAUUCUCGUUUGACAAUUUGGAGAAGAAGAAGCCGAAAGUGGUGGAACAACACCCGCAUCCGGAGACUGAUCGAUUCGGAUUUUUUGUUGUGGAAAGAGGAAGCGCCACGCCGCCCCUAGAUCCGAAGGUUCUCCGACGCCGUGAGAAGAAAUGGAUACAAAUGUUGGAUAAUUGGAGAUAUUUCAUGGACGAGAAGUUCGAGUUGGUCAAGACACGGUGUCGAAAGGGAAUCCCGCCGAGUCUACGCGGCAGAGCGUGGAAGUACUUGAGUGGAGCCACGUAUCAAAUGGAGGUCUCCUCGAAUCGUUUUGUGUUUGAUUACUGCGUGAAACAAGCUGGCGAUCCGAAAUGGAAUGAGGACAUUCAAAAAGAUCUGAGUCGACAAUUUCCGGAACACGAGAUGUUUGCGAGAGUGGGAAAGUAUGGGAAUAAUGGCAAAAACGACCUAUUCGACCUUCUGAAAGCGUGGACCGUCCUACACCCAGAGGAGGGUUACUGUCAGGGACAGGCGCCCAUUGCGGCGGUUCUACUGAUGCAUAUGCCGGUCCGAGAUGCAUUUUAUUGUUUCGUCCAGAUCUGUCAUAAAUAUCUGCCCGGUUACUACAGUAGUGGACUGGAAGCCGUGCAAGUGGACGGCGAUAUUUUGCAAAAGUUGUUGAGGGAUAAGUCCAAGUUGACGUAUCGACAUUUUAAAAUGAACGGUGUCGACCCGGCGCUCUACAUGAUCGAAUGGUUCAUGUGUGUCUUCUGUCGAACUCUACCCUGGCCUACCGUACUCCGUGUCUGGGACAUGUUCCUCUGUGAGGGUGUCAAAAUUCUGUUCAAAGUGGCGUUGGUCCUACUGAAAUACGGCCUGGGAUCACCGUCACAACUCAAACAAUUUCCUGAUAUGCCGGCGAUUGUGACGAGGCUAAAGAAUCUGCCAGCAGAAAUCACAGAGGAGGAGUUUAUAGUGCAGAAGAUCGCCGAAUUCAACCUAAACGACGCUGACAUGGAGAAACUUCAUUUCGGAGCGAUGAAGACUCGACAAAUGCGUUUUGACUGA
Caenorhabditis remanei is the source of this 1377-nucleotide messenger RNA. RefSeq lists its product as uncharacterized. The record is from RefSeq and is a predicted model, not a curated record. Lineage: Eukaryota; Metazoa; Nematoda; Chromadorea; Rhabditida; Rhabditidae. The coding region runs from base 1 to 1377 and encodes 458 amino acids. The transcript has 7 exons.